ACCACCGCGUCGCCGCCAGCUCCGGCCGAUCAACCCCGAUGCUCCGCGCCGUCCUCUCCCGCUCAGCCUCCGGCCUCCGCCGGUCGCCGAUGGCCGCCCCGCUCUCCACCGCCACCGCCGGCUGGCUCUCCGAGGCCGCCUCAUCUCCGCCUAGGGUUCGCCUCCUCAUCGGCGGCGAGUUCGUCGAGUCGCGGGCCACCGAGUAUGUCGAUGUCACCAACCCCGCAACGCAGGAUGUGGUGUCUCGGAUCCCGCUCACCACCGCUGACGAGUUCAAGGCUGCCGUGGACGCUGCCAGGACUGCGUUCCCCGGGUGGCGGAACACUCCGGUGACCACGCGUCAGCGCAUCAUGUUCAAAUACCAGGAGCUCAUCCGGGCCAACAUGGAUAAGCUGGCAGAGAACAUUACAACUGAGCAGGGGAAGACACUAAAAGAUGCUUGGGGCGAUGUAUUCCGUGGGCUAGAGGUGGUGGAGCAUGCUUGUGGAAUGGGGUCACUGCAAAUGGGUGAAUAUGUAUCUAAUGUUUCUCAUGGGAUUGACACCUUCAGUAUAAGGGAGCCACUUGGUGUAUGUGCAGGGAUAUGCCCCUUCAAUUUCCCUGCUAUGAUUCCUCUAUGGAUGUUCCCCAUAGCUGUCACUUGUGGCAACACUUUUGUUCUAAAGCCGUCAGAAAAGGAUCCAGGGGCUGCUAUGAUGCUUGCGGAGCUAGCAAUGGAGGCUGGUUUACCAAAGGGGGUGUUGAACAUUGUUCAUGGUACUCAUGAUGUUGUCAACAACAUAUGUGAUGAUGAGGCCAUUAAGGCAGUAUCUUUUGUUGGUUCAAAUACAGCAGGUAUGCAUAUAUAUUCUAGAGCAUCUGCAAAAGGGAAGCGUGUUCAGUGUAACAUGGGUGCCAAGAAUCAUGCUAUCAUCCUUCCUGAUGCUGAUCGAGAUGCCACACUGAAUGCCCUUAUUGCUGCUGGUUUCGGUGCAGCCGGGCAAAGGUGUAUGGCGUUGAGCACUGCUGUUUUUGUUGGUGGUUCAGAAGCAUGGGAGGAUGAACUAGUCAAGCGUGCAAACAGCCUUGUAGUUAAUUCAGGAGCGGCUAACGAUGCAGACCUUGGUCCCGUGAUCAGCAGACAGGCCAAGGAACGAAUCUGCAAGUUAGUCCAAAGUGGCAUUGACACUGGUGCUCGUAUUGUGCUUGAUGGGAGAGAGAUCGUGGUCCCUCACUUUGAGGAUGGUAACUUUGUUGGUCCAACCAUCUUGGCUGAUGUUAAAAGUGACAUGGACUGUUACAAGGAGGAAAUUUUUGGUCCAGUUCUCCUCUUGAUGAAGGCAGAAAGCUUAGAUGAUGCCAUACAAAUUGUGAACAGAAACAAGUACGGCAAUGGGGCUUCCAUAUUUACCACAUCUGGUGUCUCUGCAAGAAAAUUCCAAUCGGACAUUGAAGCUGGCCAGGUGGGCAUCAAUGUACCUAUUCCAGUACCCCUGCCAUUCUUCUCCUUCACUGGCAGCAAAGCCUCCUUCGCAGGAGACUUGAAUUUCUAUGGCAAGGCUGGCGUGCAGUUCUUCACUCAGAUUAAGACGAUCACACAGCAGUGGAAAGAGUCGUCUCCACAGCGCGUUUCCCUCUCCAUGCCCACCUCGCAGAAGUGAGGUGACUAGAACUAACUCUCAAAUAUUCACCUCUGGAAAUAGACCCAUGCAUUGGUGUGAAAUUUGAGCUUCAAAUGUCGCCUCUAGACUCUAGUCUGUAGAUCGACUACCAUGUGUAAACUUUGGAAUAAAAACUUAAUAAAGUCGUUGUGCUGCCGUGCCGGGCUGUUGUCUCUU
Lolium rigidum is the source of this 1817-nucleotide messenger RNA. Its product is annotated as methylmalonate-semialdehyde dehydrogenase [acylating], mitochondrial-like. The transcript is spliced from 19 exons. The coding region runs from base 39 to 1640 and encodes 533 amino acids. Gene Ontology annotation, cellular component: mitochondrion. The record is from RefSeq and is a predicted model, not a curated record. Lineage: Eukaryota; Viridiplantae; Streptophyta; Magnoliopsida; Poales; Poaceae. Gene Ontology annotation, molecular function: methylmalonate-semialdehyde dehydrogenase (acylating, NAD+) activity; malonate-semialdehyde dehydrogenase (acetylating, [NAD(P)+]) activity. Gene Ontology annotation, biological process: thymine catabolic process; L-valine catabolic process.